AUCGAAAAUUUAACCGCUCUUUUCAUGUGUCAUAAUAACGUAACCAUUUUUUUAAAAGCAAAAACAAACUUUUUGGAUCAAAGAAUAAAUACAAUGUCUUCAUCCGAUAAUAAUAAUAAUAAUGAUGAAAACGAUAAUCGAAUGUAUAGCGAAAAUAAUCGUCUAAAAUCGUUUACAAAUUGGCCACAUAAUUCCGAAAACAUUUCCAAAAAAGAGAUGGCCAAACAUGGUUUCUAUCAAUUACAUGGCCAUGAUAAUAAUGAUGAUCUGGUUCGAUGCGUAUUCUGUGACAUUCAUAUGAGCGGAUGGCAAUCAAAAGAUGAUCCAAAUGUUGAACAUCAAAAAGCCAGUCCUGAUUGUUUAUUUGCUAAAUUACAAAAAUCACAAAUGGAUUUAACACUUGAAGAAUUUAUGACAAUUAUUUAUGAAAAAAAUAACAUAAAAAUAAAACGUUAUCGUGAAACAAUACGAGAAAAUUUAUCGGAAAAUAUCGAAAAACUUCUUGCAGUUGUCGAAAAAGUAUAACGGAUUUUAAUACUCAUCAUCAUCAUCAUCGAACAUGCAUUUUUUUCAAAAAAUAAAAUUUGGUCCAUUUUAAAUUAAACAUAUGAUCAUUUCAA
This is a messenger RNA of Dermatophagoides pteronyssinus (European house dust mite), 620 nucleotides long. It is a transcript of the gene Det, whose product is annotated as baculoviral IAP repeat containing deterin. The record is from RefSeq and is a predicted model, not a curated record. NCBI's taxonomy places the organism in Eukaryota, Metazoa, Arthropoda, Arachnida, Sarcoptiformes, Pyroglyphidae.